AUGUCUUUCCUAGCAGUCCCCCUCCUCAAACUCGGCUACAAUCAAGCCAAAAAACACCAAGCCAAGAAAGAUCUUCAAAAAUACCAAAACGCUGGCAUCUACCCCCCCAGCUACCCACCGGAGCAACACCCGAUGAGCAGCUACCCAGCAGGCGCCACGCCCGGCACAACCCUGCACUUCGAGUUGCCCCCGCAAGAACCCAGCAAAAGCGCCCAGCUAACCGUCAUGUUCUUCUCCGGUCUCCGCUUCCUACAGUUCAUCUUCGGUCUCACCGUCAUCGGCAUGUACGGCAAAGACGUCCACCACGACCACUCAAAGCAACACACCUGGCACUCGAAAUGGGUGUACGCGCUCGUCACAGCGUUCUUCGCAACCGCCACUGCAGCCAUCCAUCUCAUCCUGCCGUUCGUGAUGCGCAAAGCUAAGCCCGGUGCUGGGCCGGGCCGGGCCCUGCUGCUGCCGCAAUUUGCGUGGGAGUUUGUCGUGACCGUGUUGUGGUUGACGCUGUUUGGGAUCUUUGGGAAGAUGUAUAUUGGUGUUCAUCCUGUGGAGGGCUCGAGUUCGCAGACUGAUGCUACUACCUCUGCGCUGGGUGAUGCGUCGAAGAUCAGGCGGAUGCGCCAUGCUGUUUGGGUUGAUGUUAUGAACUUGGUGUUCUGGAUUAUGACUGCUUCUUGGGCUUUGGUGCGCUGGCUGAAGAGUCGCAGGUCGGCUGUCACUGGGGAUGCCAUUGAUACCGAGAAGGGUGAGAAGAUUUAG
Penicillium digitatum Pd1 is the source of this 759-nucleotide messenger RNA. Its product is annotated as MARVEL-like domain. NCBI's taxonomy places the organism in Eukaryota, Fungi, Ascomycota, Eurotiomycetes, Eurotiales, Aspergillaceae. The record is from RefSeq and is a predicted model, not a curated record.